This is a messenger RNA of Thamnophis sirtalis, 1179 nucleotides long. The record is from RefSeq and is a predicted model, not a curated record. NCBI's taxonomy places the organism in Eukaryota, Metazoa, Chordata, Lepidosauria, Squamata, Natricidae.
AUGGAUUUAAAAAUGACACUCUGCAAAAAUGAUGUGAAAAAGGAUGAACAUACAAGAGAAUCUACACAAUUAGAAGAGAAGAGUGAAGAUGAAGAAGAUAAAGAGUGCUUGAAGCAAGCAAUUACAGCCCUGCUUAAUCUUCAGAGUAGUAUGGAAAGAAUUUGCUCCAAAAGUCUUGCAAAGAGGAGGCUUAGUGAAUCUGCAUGCCGAUUCUACAGUCAACAAAUGAAGGGGAAGCAACUAGCAAUCAAGAAAAUGAACGAGAUCCAGAAGAAUAUUGAUGGCUGGGAAGGAAAAGACAUUGGACAGUGCUGUAAUGAAUUUAUUAUGGAGGGAACUCUCACACGUGUGGGUGCCAAACAUGAAAGACAUAUAUUUCUCUUUGAUGGUCUGAUGAUUUGUUGUAAGUCAAAUCAUGGGCAACCAAGACUGCCUGGUGCUAGCAAUGCAGAAUAUCGUCUGAAAGAGAAAUUUCUUAUGCGAAAGGUACAGAUCAAUGAUAAAGAUAAUACUAACGAGUACAAGCAUGCUUUUGAAAUCAUUUUGAAAGAUGAGAACAGUGUUAUUUUUGCUGCUAAAUCAGCUGAAGAGAAGAACAACUGGAUGGCAGCCUUGAUCUCUUUACAGUACAGAAGUACUCUGGAACGCAUGUUAGAUGUAACAAUGUUGCAAGAAGAGAAAGAGGAGCAGAUGAGAUUUCCAAGUCCUGAGCUAUAUAGAUUUGCAGAACCUGAUUCUACAGAAAAUAUUGUUUUUGAAGAAAACAUGCAGCCCAAAUCUGGAAUCCCAAUUAUUAAGGCAGGGUCUGUUGUCAAACUGAUUGAGAGACUUACAUUCCACAUGUAUGCUGUAUUAAAUGUAUGUCGACACUGGGUGGAACAUCAUUUCUAUGAUUUUGAGAGAGAUGUAGAUCUUUUGCAACGAUUGGAAGAAUUCAUUGGCACAGUCAGAGGUAAAGCUAUGAAGAAAUGGGUUGAGUCAAUCACGAAGAUAAUUCAUAGGAAAAAGCAAGCACAAGCCAUUGGGCCAACUCACAAUAUUACUUUUGAAAGCUCACCACCCCCAAUUGAAUGGCAUAUUAGCAAACAAGGACAAACUGAAACAUUUGACCUGCUCACUUUGCAUCCAAUAGAAAUUGCCCGACAGCUUACUCUACUUGAAUCCGAACUUUACAGGUAG